AUGGUGGAAGUCGAAGAACUUGAACCACUUGAAGACGAAGAAGAAAUAAGCUAUGACGACCUCAAAAGGCGAAUGUGGAAAGAUCGAAACCUCAUGGAAAAGCUGGAGCAACGGAAACGAUGCCAGAACGACGUCGUUUCGUUGACAACGCACCGAGCGGAAGCCUCAAGGCGCAAGAAGAUGGCUCGUUCGCAGGACUCGGUGUUGAAGUACAUGAUGAAGAUCAUGGAAGUGUGUCAAGCGAAAGGGUUUGUCUACGGGAUCGUACCGGAAAAGGGUAAACCGAUAACCGGUUCUUCCGACAGCUUAAGGCGUUGGUGGAAAGAAAACGUUCAAUUCGACCAAACCGCUCCAAACGCUAUUACCGAUUACCUAACACUCGCGGCAGCUGCUGCAGCGGAGCUGAUCGAGAAGAAACCAUCAAGCUUGUUACACAUGCUACAAGAGCUACAAGACACGACUCUAGGUUCGUUAUUAUCAGCGUUGAUGCAACACUGCGUGCCGCCACAACGGCGGUUUCCGUUAGAGAAAGGAAUCGCUCCGCCGUGGUGGCCGACGGGGACGGAGCUUUGGUGGGGAGAACAAGGAGUGGCUCACGAGCACGGUGCCCCACCGUAUCGAAAGCCGCACGAGCUGAGAAAAUCUUGGAAAGUCAGUGUUCUCGCGGCUGUGAUCAAGCACAUGUCGCCAAAUUUGGGGAGAGUGAGACGUCUCGCUAGGCAAUCGAAAUGUUUGCAAGAUAAGAUGAUGGCUAAAGAGACAGAUACCUGGUCUCGUGUCUUAAACCAAGAAGAAGCUCUUCUCAGUAUCAAAGAUCUCAAGAUCUUGAAAGAUCAAGAUCAAGAACCGUCGGGGUCAAAGAGAAAAGGUGGUUUCAUGGAACCGUCUAAGAGUGUUUACACUUGCCAAAACUCAAGCUGUCCUAACAGUGAGGUGAGUUUUGGAUUCGUGGACAAGAACUCGAGGACGGGUCACGAGAUCCAGUGUCUAUACGGGUCAUCCACUCAAGAAGCGAGCCAGAGCACGGACAAUAUAAUCUCCGUGCUUGAAACGGCUCCAAGUAUUGUUACUAAUUCGUCUAGUGAAGAUGAUUACAGUGUGAGCUCGAGUGCAAUGGACGAUCGAGAUGUAAAUCAUCAUCAUAGCAACAAUGGGAAUUGGAUGGAUUGUUUAUGGUUCGAGAGGAUGCAGCACGAAUUUAAUUUCUCUAGGAGAUUCGAAGAUGAUGAUGAUGAUGAUACUGGAAUGGAUCUGAACCAAUUCCCGGAAUCUGGUCAAGAGGACAACGUGAACCAGAGUAAUUUUUCAGUUUGGGACAUGGGUUGUGAAGACAAAGACAUAUAUAUGUUGGACUAUUAA
This is a messenger RNA of Microthlaspi erraticum, 1359 nucleotides long. Lineage: Eukaryota; Viridiplantae; Streptophyta; Magnoliopsida; Brassicales; Brassicaceae. The record is from the annotation of a GenBank genome assembly.